Molecule: messenger RNA, 1995 nt
Organism: Arvicola amphibius (Eurasian water vole)
Lineage: Eukaryota; Metazoa; Chordata; Mammalia; Rodentia; Cricetidae
Gene: Vit
Product: vitrin
Exons: 13
Coding region: 1-1995 (664 amino acids)
Biological process (GO): positive regulation of cell-substrate adhesion; extracellular matrix organization
Cellular component (GO): interstitial matrix
Source: RefSeq, a predicted model, not a curated record
AUGACUAGCCUAGAAGCCGCUGUGGAGAACAAGCUGGUCCUAAAGAUCACGUGCCUCUGCCUCCUGAAUGCUGGGAUUAAAGGUGCGCAGAACCACAGCAGACCUUCAGGGCAAACUUCUUCAACUUCCGACUCACAACCCAUUUGGGCUGUACCGCAGAUCAACUGUGAUGUCAAAGCUGGAAAGAUCAUCAAUUCUGAGUUCAUAGUGAGAUGCCCAGCAGGAUGCCAGGACCCCCAAUACCGCGUUUAUGGGACUGGCAUAUACGCGUCUUACUCCAGCGUGUGUGGCGCCGCGGUUCACAGUGGUGUGCUGGAUAAUUCAGGAGGCAAAAUACUUGUUCGGAAAGUUGCAGGGCAGUCCUGGUACAAAGGAAGCUAUGCCCAUGGUGUUCAGUCUUUAUCGCUGCCCAGAUGGAGAGAAUCCUUCGUCAUCUCAGAGAGUAAACCCCAAAAGGGUGUAACCUACCCGUCGACUCUUACAUACUCGUCAUCCAAAACCCCAGCUGGCAAAGCAGGUGAGGCCACAAAAGCCUAUGAGAACCCGUCUAUUAUAGGGACAACCACACAACCUGUCACCCCGACACAGACUCUAGCUAUCACAGUAGCUGAGGCCUUCUACAGAGCCACAUCAAAGCCAUUCACAGAAUAUGUAACCAGCAGCCCCAGACCCCAACCCGUGGGACACAGGAGCCAGGAGAUGGGUCUGUGGUCCCCCACCGCCUACACGAGCAGCCCACACAGUCCUGGCUCCUGUCCUGGAUCUGUGCCCAAGGAAGAGCUCAGCACACAGUCUUCGGAGCCAGCGCCCCAGGGAGAUCCAAACUGCAGAGUUGACUUGGCAUUCUUAAUUGAUGGGAGCACCAAUAUCGGCAAGCGCCGCUUCCAGAUCCAGAAGCAGUUCUUAGCGGACGUUGUCCAGGCUCUUGACGUUGGCCCUGCUGGUCCUCUCGUGGGUGUUGUUCAGUACGGAGACAACCCCGCUACCCAGUUUAACCUCAAAACUCACAUGAAUUCUCAAGAUCUGAAGACAGCUAUAGAGAAAAUUACCCAGAGAGGAGGCCUUUCUAAUGUAGGCCGAGCCAUCUCCUCUGUAACCAAGAACUUCUUUUCCAAAGCAAAUGGGAACAGGGGCAGCGCUCCCAAUGUGGCUGUGGUCAUGGUGGACGGCUGGCCCACAGACAAAGUGGAAGAGGAAUCGCGAGUUGCGAGAGAGUCCGGGAUCAAUAUCUUCUUCAUCACUGUCGAGGGGGCUGCGGAAAGGGAGAAGCACUAUGUGACGGAGCCCAACUUUGCCAGCAAGGCGGUGUGCAGAACGAAUGGCUUCUACUCCUUCAACGUGCAGAGCUGGCUCAGCCUUCACAAGACCGUGCAGCCCCUGGUGAAGCGGAUCUGUGAUACAGACCGCCUGGCCUGCAGCAAGACCUGUUUAAACUCUGCCGACAUCGGCUUUGUCAUUGAUGGCUCGAGUAGCGUGGGGACCAGCAACUUCCGAACUGUUCUGCAGUUCGUGGCCAACCUCAGCAAGGAGUUUGAGAUUUCAGACACCGACACGCGCAUUGGGGCCGUGCAGUACACCUACGAGCAGCGGCUGGAAUUUGGGUUCGACAAGUAUAGCAGCAAAAACGACAUCCUCAGUGCCAUCAAGAGUGUGGGGUACUGGAGUGGGGGCACCAGCACAGGGGCUGCCAUCCAGUAUGCCCUCGAACAACUCUUCAAGAAGUCCAAACCCAACAAGAGGAAGAUAAUGAUCCUUAUCACUGACGGCAGGUCCUACGAUGAUGUGCGGAUCCCGGCCAUGGCUGCCUACCGGAAGGGGGUGAUCACAUAUGCAAUAGGCAUUGCGUGGGCUGCUCAGGACGAGCUGGAGGUGAUUGCCACUCACCCUGCCAGGGACCACUCCUUCUUUGUGGAUGAGUUUGACAACCUCUACAAAUUCGUCCCCAGGAUCGUCAAGAAUAUUUGUACAGAGUUCAACUCACAGCCUCGGAACUGA